GAGAGGGCUGCUGGGGGGCAGGGUUGGGUUGCAAUUUUGGUCCUUUCUUCUUUGCCCGCCUCUUCUCCGAGUCCCAAUAAGAAGGGGGCUGAGCUGCAGUUGAGGUGCAGGAGGAUCUCUUAGGGGUAAAAUCCCAACAGGACUGGACACGGCCUCCCACCUGCCAGCUUCAUUCCAACUGUCUAACCCUUCCUGCGGCCACAAUGGUUGAGGCAUUCUGUGCUACCUGGAAGCUGACUGAGAGCCAGAACUUUGAUGAAUACAUGAAGGCGCUGGGAGUGAGCUUUGCUACUCGGCAGGUGGGGAACGUCACUAAGCCCACAGUGAUAAUCAGCAAUGAAGGGGACAAAGUAAUGAUCAGGACCCAGAGCACUUUCAAGAACACUGAAAUCAGCUUCAAACUUGGAGAAGAGUUUGAGGAAACUACCCCAGAUGACAGACACUGCAAAUCAGUUGUGACCCUGCAUGGAGACAAACUAGUUCAUGUACAGAAAUGGGAUGGCAGAGAGACAAACUUUGUUAGAGAAAUUAAGGAUGGCAAAAUGGUAAUGACUCUCACCUUUGGUGAUGUGGUUGCUGUUCGCCACUAUGAGAAAGCAUAGAAGCUACCUGUCCCCGUCCAGGUGUUACUUCUGCUGGAUGCAUUUAACUGCCAUCCACAACUGAACGUAGCUAAGUGACAUGAACAUUCCUGGCAUGAAAGAUUAAUGAAGAGCUUGUGGGUUGUUGGUUUUUUGUUUUUACUUUAUACCAUCAAAUUGGCAAACUCUUGUUCUGUAAAGUGCGACAGGUGGAACUUUGCAUUAAAUCUCUGAAACACUUGUCUUUGUUUUUUUACAAUAAAUGGAACAUAUUUGACAUGAUAUGGAAUGCAAUUCAAACUCAAAAUUAAAAUGUUUUUAAACCCA
This is a messenger RNA of Chelonia mydas (Green sea turtle), 908 nucleotides long. RefSeq names its product fatty acid binding protein 7 (gene FABP7). Gene Ontology annotation, cellular component: nucleus; cytosol. Gene Ontology annotation, biological process: fatty acid transport. The transcript is spliced from 4 exons. Gene Ontology annotation, molecular function: fatty acid binding. The record is from RefSeq and is a predicted model, not a curated record. The coding region runs from base 204 to 602 and encodes 132 amino acids. Lineage: Eukaryota; Metazoa; Chordata; Testudines; Cheloniidae.